UUGCUUGCGGAACGCACGCUUGUUGUCGGCGGGAAGAUCACGACUUGCAGCAAUUUAGGUCAAACGUACAAAAGCCGCUUGUCAAGAUUAAGUAAUCUUUUUGUUCAACAAGAUUUCUGCCUGUGUCAAUAAUAAUCUGCAACCAUGUAUAAAUUAACGGGAGGAGCGUUGGAUAAAAUCAUGAACGGCAUUGACAUUGAGAAACCAGUGCUUCAAAUAUUGGGUUAUAAGAAGCUACCAAGCAAUACUAAUAAACCGCCAACUGAUCGGUACAGAUUACUCAUUUCUGAUGGACAAAGAAUGAAUUCAUUCACAAUGUUGGCUACUCAGUUGAAUCAUUUAAUAACUGACAAUACUUUGUCUGAAUAUGCAGUUUGUGAAAUAUCAAAAUAUGCUUUGAGUUCAGUAAAUAAUGGUGGCAAGGAAAAACGUGUAAUGCUGGUACUGGGCAUCGAGCUGAUAGCUCCUGGCGAGGAAGUUAAAUGCAAAAUAGGCAACCCAACCAAUGUAGAGGCAAAACCGGAGCCAGGAAAUUCAAACCAACCUCACUCAUCCACAGCUGCGCAUCAAAAUGGUGCAGCCAAACAGGAAAAGAAAGUUUCAAAUUAUAAUAGCUCUUCUGAUAUAGCCACUACACCAAUUGCAGCAUUAAGUCCUUAUCAAAACAGAUGGGUGAUCAAAGCACGUGUGACACAUAAACCUCCGAUCAGAACAUGGAGCAAUUCUCGUGGAGAAGGCAAAUUGUUUUCUAUCGAUUUGAUUGAUGAUAGUGGCGAAAUUCGGUGCACUGCGUUCAGAGAUAUGUGUGAUAAGUUCUACGAUAUGAUAGAGGUUGGAAACGUGUACUAUUUCUCACGAUGCAUGUUAAAGGCAGCAAAUAAACAAUUCAACAAUUUGAAAAAUGAUUUUGAGAUGACAAUGACUAAUGAUACAGAGAUUAUCCCAUGCCAUGACAACAAUGACGACAUCCCGGGAAUGCAGUUCGACUUUGUUCCCAUAAGUCGAGUGGAACAAAAGGAGAAAAAUGAUAUAAUAGAUGUGAUGGGUGUUGUUACAACGUUCAGCGACGUGCAACAUCUUCAACAGCGAAGUACUGGCAGAGAUCUCACGAAGAGAGACGUCAACAUUGUCGAUGACAGUGGUGUAACGGUGUGCGUCACACUGUGGGGAAAACAAGCUGAAGACUUCGACGGUUCUAACAAUCCGAUUUUGGCUAUUAAGCAAGCGCGCGUUAGCGAAUUCAAUGGUGGGAAAAGUUUGACUAUUUUUAAUACAUCCGUAGUCACGAAGGAUCCAGAUCUACCAGAAGCACAUAAAUUGCGCGGAUGGUAUGCCGCAGGUGGUCACGCGGAGACUCCCAAAUCAUUGUCUAGACAAGGUGGCGGUGGUGAUUUCAACGCGCCAUUGCACACCUUCCAGGAGGUGAGCGACGCGCGAUUGGGUGAUAAAUUGAAUGCCGCAGAUCCAUAUACAGUUGUGGCAACUAUUAACCUGAUUCGAGUGGAAAAUUCCGUUUACAAGGCCUGCCCUGUAGAUGGUUGCAAGAAAAAGUUGAUUGAUCAAUCUACCGGAGUAUUCAGAUGCGAGAAAUGUAAUAAGGAUUUUCCGAAUUUUUCAUAUCGCUUAAUAGCAAGUAUGAAUAUAGCGGAUGCGACAGGCAGUCGCUGGAUAACUGCCUUCAACGAUGAUGCCGAGAAGAUAUUGGGAAUGUCGGCACAAGAAUUGGGAGAACUGAAGGAAAACGAUAAUGACGCCUAUAUGCAGAAAUUCGGCGAGGCGAGCUUCAAGAGAUUUACGUUUAGCAUGAGGGCGAAAUCGGAAGUUUUUCAGGAUGAAAUGAGAGUGAAACACAACUGCGUGUCAGUCGCUCCAUUAAAUUACAAAACUCAUCUGACAUAUUUGAUAGACAAGGUUUCCAAGCUGGCGCACAUUGAAAAAGUCGAUUCCAAUUAGAUAAGAUAUGAUAUAUCUCGAUAAAAAGAUAUUUUUGUUUAAAGUUUACAUGUAGCGUGCGAUAGUUUUGCAGUAUUGCGAUCACUUCUGUAUUUUUCCAAUUUUUUCGUUAUAUUAUUAUAUUAAAAUUGAAAUUGUCAAAACAGUGUUUUCUAAUGUAAAAAAUGAAACCUAUAUAUAC
Linepithema humile (Argentine ant) is the source of this 2134-nucleotide messenger RNA. RefSeq names its product replication protein A 70 (gene RpA-70). Gene Ontology annotation, biological process: telomere maintenance via telomerase; meiotic cell cycle; nucleotide-excision repair. The record is from RefSeq and is a predicted model, not a curated record. Gene Ontology annotation, molecular function: single-stranded telomeric DNA binding; damaged DNA binding. NCBI's taxonomy places the organism in Eukaryota, Metazoa, Arthropoda, Insecta, Hymenoptera, Formicidae. Gene Ontology annotation, cellular component: DNA replication factor A complex; nucleus.